Messenger RNA from Oxyura jamaicensis (ruddy duck), 3566 nucleotides. It is a transcript of the gene SLC25A12, whose product is annotated as solute carrier family 25 member 12. NCBI's taxonomy places the organism in Eukaryota, Metazoa, Chordata, Aves, Anseriformes, Anatidae. The transcript has 17 exons. Bases 1293 to 3143 code for a protein of 616 amino acids. Gene Ontology annotation, molecular function: calcium ion binding; L-aspartate transmembrane transporter activity; L-glutamate transmembrane transporter activity. Gene Ontology annotation, biological process: malate-aspartate shuttle; aspartate transmembrane transport; L-glutamate transmembrane transport. The record is from RefSeq and is a predicted model, not a curated record.
GGAGAGCAUUACAUGACCCCAGAAGACUUUGUGCAGAAAUACCUAGGACUUUAUACAGAUCCACGUUACAAUCCUAAAACAGUACAGCUGUUGGCUGGAGUGGCAGAUCAAACUAAAGAUGGGCACUGUUAAAGAGAGACCUCUGAAGAAUGGCUUCUUUCAGGUUCAGGCUUCUAUGAAUGCGUUCUACAGGGAUCAUCACUUGAUCUGUCUGUUAUAAAGUUUCCUGGUUAGGAAUUAAUGCCAGGUUUAUGCCUUUAUGUGAGAUAUGUUUGGAAGUAUGUACAAUUAUUUUAAGGGAUAUUUUGUUUCUUUGAUACUAAACCCUUAUCUAUCAAAAUAAUCAUUUGGAUGAAGUUGACUUCACAUCUGGAGAACCAUUUUCUCAUCUUUGAUUUAAUGGCUAAAGUGUGACAAAAUCAGUGUCAUAAUGCUAUAUUUCUUACAUCUUAAUUCCUUUCAAAAUCACUGUUUUCUGUAUUUUGAUGUAUGAUACAUUUAUGCAAGAAUGUUAAAAUAUGUAAUGUUGUUUAAAGUAUCUUGAUUCUGCAUAUACUUUGUCAGAGAAAGACUAGAUAAACUAAUGAAUAGUGUGGUUUGAUUUUUUUCUAAGAGAAACAGAAUUUAUACAUAUAUCUUUAACAAUAAGUGGCAUAUGUGUGAAGUAAUCACUAUGAGCUAAUGAUCUUCUAUGAAGAGUACAUUUAGUACUCAUACUAUAAAAUGUUCUAAAGAGUACAUUUAUAAAUUCAGAUCAAUUAUGUACAAUUGGAACUGGAUGGAAUAUUCUAAGUUGUCAGUCUUAAGUCCCCUGUUUUUUACAAGGCUGAAAUCACACAGUAGUUUUAAGAAACCAUAUUUCCUGUUAAAACCUAGGGAUUUUACUUGCAGUAUUCUGGAAAGGCCACAGUAUAUGCCCACUCUGAAUAUCUUUACAGAUAACACAGCACAAUUUUGUUCUUGUGCCAAAGUUAUCCUUCAUCUUCUGGCUUGAGGCUCAUCUUUCUGUAGGUUUUCUUAUAUAGAACAUUUCUAUAUAUAGAAGAAUAUAGAGCCUUCAUAUAGAGUCUUUCUAUAUAUAUAUAUAUUUUUCUCCUUGUCAGAAUAAGCUGAGCUCCUCUAGAGAAGUUCUUUAUGAUUGUUGUAAUAAGCUACUUGUGCAUCCAUUCAAGUCUGAGUUUAUAUGUGUUGAACACAAGGACUUUGGUUUGUAUGCAGCGUUCCAGAGAUGUCGUGAGAGCCCUAUCUGGUGAUACAGCUGCUUCUUCAUCUCGCACAGAAAAGCUCCCCUGAUGCAUCCUGAGUUGCGUUUUUCUGUAUGGUUGAUUUCCUAUCAAGAAUUUUUGGCAUUUGAAUCUGUUUUGUGUACUCCAGAUGCAAUAUUCAUUGUUGCUUUUCAGUUAUUUGACAAGACUGGCAAUGGAGAAGUAACAUUUGCAAAUGUCAAAGAAAUAUUUGAACAAAGUACUAUACAUCUUCAAAUCCCCUUCAACUGGGAUUGUGAAUUCAUUCGACUGCAUUUUGGACAUAACAGGAAGAAGCAUCUUAACUAUUCAGAGUUCACUCAGUUUUUGCAGGAGCUGCAGUCAGAACAUGCAAGACAAGCCUUUGCAAUGAAGGACAAAAAUAAAAGUGGUAUGAUUACUGGGCUGGACUUCAGUGAAAUCAUGGUUACCCUUCGCUCACAUAUGCUAACUCCGUUUGUGGAAGAAAAUUUAGUUUCAGUAGCUGGUGGAACUGUUUCACAUCAGGUCAGCUUCUCCUACUUCAAUGCAUUUAAUGCCCUUUUGAAUAACAUGGAUCUCGUUAGGAAGAUAUACAGCAAUAUAGCAGGUAUAAGAAAAGAUGUUGAAGUCACAAAAGAGGAAUUUACCCACUCUGCAAUCCGAUUUGGACAAGUUACACCACUGGAAAUAGAUAUUCUCUACCAACUCACAGAUUUAUACAGUGUUACUGGGCGCUUAACUUUGGCAGAUAUUGAGAGAAUAGCACCGCUGGCUGAAGGUGCGUUACCUUACAACUUGGCAGAACUCCAGAAGCAGCAAUCUUAUGGAGAGUUAGGCAGGCCUAUCUGGCUCCAGGUAGCUGAGUCAGCUUACAGGUUCACUUUGGGCUCAAUUGCUGGAGCUGUUGGUGCUACGGCAGUAUAUCCCAUAGACCUGGUGAAGACUCGUAUGCAGAAUCAGCGUUCCACCGGUUCAGUCGUAGGAGAGUUGAUGUAUAAAAACAGCUUUGACUGCUUUAAAAAGGUUUUGCGUUUUGAAGGCUUUUUUGGUCUUUACAGAGGCUUGUUACCACAGCUGAUAGGUGUUGCUCCAGAAAAGGCUAUUAAGCUAACUGUUAAUGACUUUGUCAGAGACAAAUUCACUAAGAAAGAUGGUUCCAUUCCACUCCCCGCAGAGAUCCUUGCAGGAGGUUGUGCAGGAGCUUCUCAGGUCAUCUUCACUAAUCCGCUGGAGAUUGUAAAGAUUCGGUUGCAGGUAGCAGGAGAAAUUACUACAGGACCCAGAGUCAGUGCCCUCUCUGUUAUUAAAGAUUUAGGUCUUCUUGGUCUUUAUAAGGGUGCCAAAGCAUGUUUCCUCAGAGACAUUCCCUUUUCUGCAAUCUACUUUCCUGUUUAUGCUCAUAGUAAACUGAUGCUUGCUGAUGAAAAUGGCCAUGUGGGAGGGCUUAAUCUCCUUGCAGCUGGAGCCAUUGCAGGUGUGCCUGCUGCUUCUUUGGUAACCCCUGCUGAUGUCAUCAAGACAAGACUGCAAGUGGCAGCUCGCGCUGGUCAGACAACAUACAGUGGAGUUAUUGACUGUUUUGGAAAGAUUCUAAGGGAAGAAGGCCCUUCAGCUUUUUGGAAGGGAGCUGGAGCUCGCGUGUUCAGAUCUUCGCCCCAGUUUGGUGUUACUUUGGUCACAUACGAGCUUCUGCAGAGAUGGUUUUAUGUCGAUUUUGGAGGCCUCAAACCUUCUGGAUCAGAACCUACACCAAAAACUCGAAUUUCAGAUCUUCCCCCCGUUAACCCUGAGCACAUAGGUGGAUACAGACUUGCUACAGCUACAUUUGCUGGUAUAGAAAAUAAAUUUGGCUUAUAUCUGCCAAAGUUUCGGUCUCCUGGCACUGCCUCAAUCAAAAAGCCAGCAGCUGAAUCCUGAAGACAUCUUUCAGCCUAAUGAAGUGACGCAGUGCUAAAAAUUCACAAGAGUAGUACUGUAUUUUUUCCAGCCAGCUGCAUGUUGUUCUGGUUGAACUGAGCUUGCACAUUAAAUUCCUCCUAAUAUUAAUAUAUACACAUGCAUUUAUUUGUUUAUGAACUAGUCAUUUGCACACAAACUGAUUGAAGCAGUGGUUCUAUGCCUUAUUUUUAACCGGUGGCAUGAAUCGUUAAGACUAGACUUUGCCUUGCACAGCUUGCAUUUAAUGUUACUGUACAUAUUGUACAUCUUUGUACAGAGACAUGGCAUCUAUAGACGUACGUUUAUAUAAGGGGUAGUGCAGUUCAAAAUAGUUUGAAAUGUACAGAAUGUUUUGAAAGCUUUUUGUUAAGACUCAUGUGACAAUAAAACAUUUAAAAACAU